Molecule: messenger RNA, 897 nt
Organism: Botrytis fragariae
Lineage: Eukaryota; Fungi; Ascomycota; Leotiomycetes; Helotiales; Sclerotiniaceae
Product: putative six-bladed beta-propeller -like protein
Exons: 3
Coding region: 1-897 (298 amino acids)
Source: RefSeq, a predicted model, not a curated record
AUGGCGGCUUAUAUACGGUAUAUGAUGGAGGCAUUAUUGAGAGGUCUUCUGCGGAGGACAUGGCCACUUGCAAAUCCACCACACCAGAAACCAAGAGUAUUGUCUUCUGGAAACGAAACUGCCGUUCGCCUUCUUUACGAAUACCCACUCGGAACAUUUUUCGAGGCUAUUGCAGUUCGUCCUAAUGGCGAGCUUCUUCUUACACUGCCUUAUAAUUCUUCAGUCCAUAACAAUGACCCCCUACACUCGAACUAUACCCCGACAGUUGUACAUAAUUUCGAUGGCCUCACCAUAUUUGGCAUCACCGAGUAUGAUCAUGGUGUCUACGCCGUAAAUGGUGGUGGCUUCUCUUCGAGUACAGGUCCAGUCGCUGGCACUUGUCGUGUCGAUUCUUUAAAUCUAACGCAGACCACGGCAACAUCGUUCACCAUUGCAAACAUUUCUUCAGGUCAAUUUCUCAACGGUAUGACUUCCUUGCCUCGGUGGGGCGUUGGGCCGUCUAAUGUGCUCGUCAACGAUGUUGCCGCUGGCGUAGUCUACAAUCUAGACCCCAUCUCCGGAAAAUAUUUCAUUGCCAUCAACAACACCUACACACAGGAUGACUUUGCACUCCGCGACACCAUUGCUUAUGUUACGACCGGCUCUGGAAAUUCUAUCGAGCGCGUGGUUGCGCCAGCGGUAGAUUCACGGGGUCUGAUUACUACCGAGAUUGUGGCGGGUAGUCUCAAUUCUACGAGUGUAGCAGGACCGACAGCUGCGGUUUCUGGAUGUACGUCGUGGGAUAGUCAUAUUUUGUAUAUUACUACAAGUGGGACGCCGAAUGUACCUGUGGACAAGAGGAUUAGGAUUAGCGCGCAGGUGCUGGCUAUUGAUACCAAGUUAUGCUCAUGGGCUUAG